Molecule: messenger RNA, 1367 nt
Organism: Carassius gibelio (silver crucian carp)
Lineage: Eukaryota; Metazoa; Chordata; Actinopteri; Cypriniformes; Cyprinidae
Product: transmembrane protein 88
Exons: 3
Coding region: 281-955 (224 amino acids)
Cellular component (GO): plasma membrane
Molecular function (GO): PDZ domain binding
Source: RefSeq, a predicted model, not a curated record
UAUCUCAGUCUGCCUCACAGAGAGAGAGAGAGAGAGAGAGCCAGUGGACAGAAUACAGCAAACCUGAGCUAAAACCAACGAUAGACUUCAGAGAACACAAGAAAUGAGAGCAACCAUCAGACUAAUACACGAGGAAAAACGUUAGAAUUUAAGAAAUUCUACCCAUUUCUGAACCAGGAAUUCCAAACAAACUUCCAUUUAAAAAAACAAGGAGUGCAUGUUGUGUUAGUCAAAGGCAACAAAAAGAAGAGGACAUCUGGAGUCACACCACUGGACUAGGAUGAGCAUGAAUAGCACACUGGAGAAGGGGGCUCAUCACCAGGUCCUGGACCUCUCUGAAGAGCUCCCAAACAACAGCCAUCACCACCACCACCAUCACAAUCACACCGGUCUCCAGCACACCAACUCCUUGGCCUCCACUGUGCCAGCCGGGACCCCAGUGGGUGGGUCUGGAGUGGUUGUGCCUCCACCUUACUCGGCUGCGGAGGCUGGGAGAGGUGAAGCGCCGCUGGAGCUCCGGGGCUCUCUGGACUGCUGGGCGUGCUCCGUGCUGGUGACGGCGCAGAACCUGCUGAUCGCAGCCAUCAAUGCCUGCCUGGCCGGGGUGGUUUUCGGGCUCAUCCUAACUCCUGCUAUUGUCAUGGUGGUGUUCGGCUUCGUCUGCCAUUCAACAGUGCGACCGCACGGUUCAUCACCAUACUGUUCGGAUCUACUGACUGACGGCGGCUGUGUGGCUUUGCUGGUUGUGGGUUUCUUGCUAGUGACGCCGCUCCUGGUUCUGGCCUUGGCUGCGUACUGCCGGCUUGCACGUCACCUUCAGCUGGGUCUGUGUUUUAUUCCAUACAGCCGUGCCGUCUACAAGAACCUUCCAGCGACCCAGCACCAUGGCUUGAGAGGGGGCUGCUGUGGACAGCGAUCUGGGAAAGGAGAAGGGAAGGGGAAGGUGUGGGUGUGAAGGAAACGACUACACUUCUGUUGUACUGGAGAUAUGCAAUGUUGUGAAAGAACACCAUAUGCAUUAUAGACCAAAAAUCCUAAAUAUUUCAAUCUAUAUGACAGACAAAGACAAAGAAUUCCUAUUUACCGAUUUACACCAUGUUUGUCAAUUUUUGAUGCAACUAUUAUAGUGUUAAUUAAUCGAUUUCAGUACUUGACAUUUAUAAAAUAAUCAAAUAUCCAAAAAUGAUGUGUAUGUACUCUUUGUAUAACAAAUGCUAUCUGCAUUCUUAACGGUCAGCACAUUUUUCUGAAAACAUUGUCAAAAAUAUUUUAUAUUUUUUUCUUAAAACCUGUACAGUGUUGUGUAUUUCCCUUUUCUUAAAUGUUAGGCCUAUAUUCAAAUCAUUAAAUUCUGUAAUUUCACAGAA